Astyanax mexicanus (Mexican tetra) is the source of this 4834-nucleotide messenger RNA. RefSeq names its product PDZ and LIM domain 7 (gene pdlim7). The transcript is spliced from 14 exons. Gene Ontology annotation, molecular function: muscle alpha-actinin binding; actin binding. Gene Ontology annotation, biological process: actin cytoskeleton organization; muscle structure development; heart development. The record is from RefSeq and is a predicted model, not a curated record. Gene Ontology annotation, cellular component: stress fiber; Z disc; filamentous actin. The coding region runs from base 153 to 1508 and encodes 451 amino acids. Lineage: Eukaryota; Metazoa; Chordata; Actinopteri; Characiformes; Acestrorhamphidae.
CUAAAAGUGGUGGUAGAGGGAGAGCGCGCGCUGCUGAGCGGAGUUACCCGAACCUCCACCCCGCUGAACUACAGCCUGAACCCGGCUACACUACAGCUCCAGCCCCGCUACCCUACAGCCUCCACCCGCCGCCCGCCCGGAGCCUGAUCACCAUGUCCGGAGACACCAAGGAGGCCAUGAACAUUUACUGCGUGACGCUCGCCGGCCCGGCGCCCUGGGGCUUCCGGCUCCAGGGAGGGAAGGACUUCAGCAUGCCUCUGACCGUAUCCAGGCUGACUCCUGGAGGAAAGGCCGCUCAGGCCGGAGUGGGCGUGGGGGACUGGGUCGUGUCCAUCUCAGAGACCAACGCUGAGGAGAUGACUCACGUGGAGGCGCAGAACAAGAUCAGAGCAGCAACCGACUCCCUCACUCUGACACUCAGCAGAGCUUUCCAGCCUGGUGGAGGUGAACAGAAGCAGCCGGAGAUUAUGGACAAUAGAGGCGAGGUCUACUUUGACGAGUUUUACCCUGAGAAGCACAGUCUGCGGGUGGAGCCCCCCUGCUUCAUCCCCAACGACCGCAGUAAGAAGCGUCUGAUCGAGGACACGCAGGACUGGCAACCUCGCACCGGCACCACACAGUCCCGCUCCUUCCGCAUCCUCGCCCAGCUCACAGGAACCGAUUUCAUGCAGGACCCGGAUGAUGAGACCAUGAAGAGGUCCAGCCACGGAGUCACGCCCUGCCCCCCCACCACCAAACCAGCACCCAAACCCGAACCGGCCAGAGCUCCAGCCAAACCUGCUAACUCCACCGGUCCAUCCUGUCGGCCCCCGUGGGUAACAGACCCGAACUUCGCCGAGCGGUACCACCCGGACAAGACCAGCACGGUGGUGACCCAGCACAGCCAGCCGGCCCAGCCCACGCCCAUGCAGAACCGCAGCUCCAUCCUGCAGGCGGCGCAGCAGAACCCGGCCGAGAGCACCGGCCGCACCCCGCUCUGCGGAGCCUGCAACAAGAUCAUCAGGGGGCGCUACGUGGUGGCGCUGGGCCGCUCCUGGCACCCGGAGGAGUUUACGUGCUGCCAGUGUCGGGUGAUGCUGGACGAGGGGGGGUUCUUCGAGGAGAAGGGCUCUGUUUACUGCACCAAGUGCUACGACAAUCGCUACGCCCCCAACUGCGACAAAUGCAAGAAGAAGAUAACCGGAGAGAUCAUGCACGCCCUGAAGAUGACCUACCACGUCCAGUGCUUCCUGUGCGCCGCCUGCAAAACGCCCAUCAGGAACCAGGCCUUCUACAUGGAGGAGGGCGAGCCUUACUGCGAGAGAGACUAUGAAAAGAUGUUUGGCACCAAAUGCCACGGCUGCGACUUCAAGAUCGAUGCGGGCGACCGCUUUCUGGAGGCCCUGGGCUACAGCUGGCACGACACGUGCUUCGUCUGCGCUCUUUGCCAUAUCAAUCUGGAGGGGAAGACGUUCUAUUCGAAGAAGGAUAAGCCUCUGUGUAAAGGUCACGCCUUCUCUCCUCUCUGAGGAGCUGAGCUGCAGAGCUGGAGAGGCUCUGAGGAGGACGGUCCAGCUUCACUUCCUACACUUCACCCAAAAACCCUUCAGCUCCGGCCACUCGGACCAACCAACGUUUAAACACUAGGAAGAGAGAGAGAGAGAGAGAGAGUGUAUUUGUGGACCAAGGUUUAAUAUGGGAUUUUUCUAAUGGGAGAUCUACAGGGGGUUGGACAAUGAAACUGAAACACCUGUCAUCAUUUUAAUGUAGGAUUUUAGGUUUCAUGGCUAAAUUGGAGCAGCCUGGUGGUCAAUCUUCAUUAAUUGUACAUUAUUGCACCAGUAAGAGCAUGAGUAAGAGUGUGAAGGUUCAAUUAGCAGGGUAAGAGCACAUUUCUGCUCUAAAUAUUGUAAUGCACACUAUAACAUUAUGUUAUGGGGACAUACCAGAGUUCAAAAGAGGACAAAUUGUUGGUGCACGUCUUGCUGGAGCAUCUGUGACCAAGACAGCAAGUCUUUGUGAUGCAUCAAGAGCCACGGUAUCCAGGGUAAUGUCAGCGAGAUACCACCAAGAAGGACCAACCACAUCCAACAGGAUUAACUGUGGACGCUGUAAGAGGAAGCUGUCUGAAAGGGAUGUUCGGGUGCUAACCCGGAUUGUAUCCAAUAAAAAACAUAAAACCACGGCUGAUCAAAUCACGCAGAAUUUAAUGUGCACCUCAACUCUCCUGUUUCCACCAGAACUGUCCGUCACCACAAUCAAUUAUUGAUUUAAUGAUUUAAAACCAGGUGGUUCAGUUUCAUUGUCCAACUCCUGUACCUACUAAAGCUGCAUUAAAGCUCGUCGUCCAGCUGGUUUUCAUGUCUCUGUUGGGAAAAAAAACGACCCUGUAACUCCAGAUCAGUAUUUUUAUUGUAAGAAUUUCGAGAGAAUUGAAUUUCAAAAGGUUUUCCAUUGUGUCUGUGUUUAAUAGGGAUGUGCGAUAUGGCUCUAAAAUAAUAUCACGAUAUGAUUUCAUGGUAUUUUCAUAUAACGAUUACAAUACUCUUGGCGAUAUGACAAAAAAAAAAAAACACUGAAUUUAAAAAAAGUACUCGAGAAUACACUACUGCAACAAAAUAAAAAAUAAAUACAUUUUAUUAUUGCAAAAUACAGGCCAAAAGUUUGGACACACCUUCUCUUUUUUUUUUUCCAAUACGUUUUCUUUAUUUUUUUCAUGACUAUUAACAUUGUAGAUUCUCACUGAAGCAUCAAAACUAUGAAUGAACACAUGUGGAGUUUUAUGUACUUAACAAAAAAGAAAAGGUGAAAUAACUAAAAAUAAAAACAUGUUUUAUAUUCUAGUUUCUUCAAAAUAAAAGCCCCCCCUUUGCUCUGAUUACUGCUUUACACACUCUUGGCAUCAUUCUCUCAAUGAGCUUCUUCAAGAGGUGGCCACCUGAAAUAAACAGUGUUCCAAAAGUCUUGAAGAAAGAAAGGAAGGAGUUCCCAGAGGUGUUUAUUAGCACUUGUUGGCUCCUUGCCUUCUUCACUCUGUGCUCCAGCUCACCCCAAACCCAAAGCUCAUCUGGAUUGGGUUCAGGUCCGGUGACUGUGGAGGACAGCUCAUUUUUUUUUUUUUUUUAAGUUAAGUACAUAAAACUCCACAUGUGUUCAUUCAUAGUUUUUUGAUGCUUCAGUGAGAAUCUACAAUAUAAUGUAAAUAGUCAUGAAAAAAUAAAGGAAACGCAUUGAAUAAGACUGUAUAUAAAGUAAAAACGGCCGCAGGACCGUGAUUUACUCGCUUGCUACCUUUAGCUUUGCCCUCCAACCCCCCAGAUGGAGCCCAGACCCAGUUUCCCCACCGCCUGAUUCGCUGUGGCGGGGUACUUAAGGUAAUGGCGAACCACUGAGGAAGAAAAAAGAGCCGCUGGCAGCAGAACAGCAGUGCAUUAGCGCUGAUUGCGACCAUUUCAUAUUGACCCGACCAAUGAUCUUUACGUGCCUCCAAUACUGAGCGCCCCACAUCUAUCUGCUCUAAUCCGACAGGUAGCUCUAAUUAAGAAAAGGCUUAAGGCCUGCGUGCGCUGAGCUGAACCGGCGCCAACACGCCGCUGCCUCGUACCUCUAAUAAGACAUGCAAAGAAAAGAACGAAAGAAUAUACGAAUAAACGAUGGAAGAAGAACAGGCUUUAAGAAAACCAAAGAGCACCAAAAAAAGGCUUUGCCUUUGUAGCUAACUCUCUUUAAAAGGUGUGACCUUACUACAAACAAAAACUAAUAAAAUAUUAGAAAAGAAAUUAAUCAGAUAUAUUAAAGAAUCUUAUAUCAAUAUUUUUAGAAACCACUCGAAGUGCAGGUUCUGAAUCUUCUGAAUUUUUUCCCCAUUGGUUUCUACACAGGAAGGACAGUCACAAUGAUAAUUAUAGAUUUAUCAUAUACAAAAUAAAAUGGACAUGUCCUCAAUAAUAUUUGAUCUUGAUAAUGCAGAUCUCCUCUAUUGUGUUUUAUUUGAACACUAUUGUAGCCAAUGUUUCGAUAAAUUCGAGUCCAUACACACAGUAUGAACUGCAGUAGGUGAAGACAUGGGAGGUGUAUCUACUAGUGCAUCCCCAAAAAAUAGAGAAUAUCAUUGAAAAGUAUGUGUGUGUGUGUAUAUAUAUAUAUAUAUAUAUAUAUAGGUUUAACAACAGCUAAACCUGUUGUUUCCACCCUCCAGCCUGCACUCCACCUGCUGUAAUAGAAACUGCUGGUUUUUAGCAUGCUGUUAGCAUGUAGCACCACAGUGUUCUGUUCUGAAUAUUAAUCAGAAAAUCCCUUAUCAGACGCCUUUUGGUUUUACCAGACCUGUACACUCCGUAACACCAGACCUGUACACUCCGUAACUCCAGACCUGUACACUCCCAUAACUCCGGACCUGUACACUGCUUAAGUCCAGACCUGUACACUCAGUCACUCCAGACCUGUACACUCCGUAACUUCAGACCUGUACACUCCGUAACACCAGACUUGUACACUCCGUAACUCCGGACCUGUACACUCCGUAACUCCAGUUCUGUUCAUUCCGUAACUCAAGACCUGUACACUCCAUAACACCAGACUUGUACACUCCGUAACACCGUCGGCAGUGAGCUUUAGUGUAACGGUGUUGACUGUGUGUUUUUGUAUUAAAGAUUUGUCUUAUAUUAAAGUGCCUUUUUUUUCAACAGCUUUUCAGUUCCAGACUUUAUCAUGAUGCGUUUAAAGGAAAAACUGCUGUAUUCUCUUUCACACUAGAAAUGUUCUUAUGCAAAUUGACGCCAUUUAUAGAUGUUCUUGUUUAGACAUUUAAUCUGAAAAUAUGCAGUAAUUGUUAAUAAAAUAUGAACAAAAAUGA